GAAUGAAAUCAGACCUUUCUUCAAAUGACGUGAUUUCUCGAAUUAAUGCUAUAAUAGAACGAAAUCAGAUUUUUAGCGUUCAUGGAGAUUUAAUUCAUGAAAAAGCACUUAACCUAUUUAAAUAUAUUGAUAACAAUUGGGACGAGUUAACCAAUAAUAAUGAUCGUGGAUUUUUGAAUGUCGUUUUAAGGAAGGAAUGGAUCCCUACAUUUGACAUAUUUGGGAAAAAGGUUUUAUCGAAACCUCAAAACUGUUACUGUCAAAAGGAUAAAGAUUUAGUUUGUCUUGUUUUUCCAACGCUUGAAUAUAACGUUAAGAAUAAAAAGCUUUUGCAACAUUUGAAGUGGGAUGGAUAUCCAGAAGUUCAAAAAGUUCUAAAACAGUUGAAAAUAUGUUAUGAUGGUGUAACUACUAACAUGCCAUUACAUGAGAAUUUGGAAAAGAUAUGUAGCGCGAUUUACGUAUAUAUGAAUGAAGUCUUUCAAGCAAAUGAUUCAACUGUUGAGCAGGAUUUCGAAAUUAUAAAGAAAAUUUUGGAAAAUAAACCGUGGAUUUUAUGUGGUGAUACAUUCCGUCCGGCUAAUGAAGUUGUCUUUCGUCUUCUAUUUGAAUUUCAGAGUGAUAUUGUUGAACUUCCCGUGGAAUAUAAAGCCAAAUUUACGCCUUUAUUUAAAGCCAUGGGAGUUCGAAAUGAAAUUGGAAACAUGGAUUUAAUAUUGAUUAUUAAGAAUAUGGUGAAGGACAAUAGAGACAGAGUAUUCUCAGAAGACGAAAUAGAAAGGAUUAUUCAAAUUCUUAAAGAGAUAUUAAAAGAAGUUCCAAAUCCGGAAAAUUUGAAAGAAAUAUUAGUUCCAAAUACUGAAAAUAGGCUUGUGAAAUUGGAUCAAAUUCGAUUUAAUGAUUUAAAAGAUAGAAUUGACGAAAAUGAAAAAUGUAAACAUAUAAUUGCUCAUGAUCAUUUAACGGAGGAAAUUGCUAUAGGAUUAGAAAUCGAAACCUUAAUAGGAGAAAUAUUUGGCAAUAAUUCUGGAGACAUUAUACAAGAUGAGUUAUCGGCUACCAGAAUAAUAAGCAAUAUUAAGGACUACUCGCUAGACAAAUUGUUUAAAAUAUUUCUUCAGAAUGCAGAUGAAACCAAAGCUACACGGUUUUCAAUAAUAGUAGAUGAAAGAGAACAUAAUUCUUAUAAAAAAUCUUUACUAUCAAAAGAAAUAAAAGAUUGGCAAGGCCCUGCCAUAUGGAUAUACAAUGACAAAAACACAGACAUUCUUUCCUUGAGCGAACUUGGAUGUUUUAAUUGUGCUUUUAAUUUUACAGAUUUACCGAGCAUUGUAAGUGGAAAGUAUAUUGCAUUUUUUGAUCCAAAUGCCAAAUUUCUUCCAUCACCUAAAAGGAGUAGGGUUAUAAUCUUUGAUUUCAUUGAAACGGGAUUUAAGAAGAAACUUGCAGAUCAAUGCUAUCCUUAUGAAGCUAUUGAAGGGUGCGAUUUUGCAAAUGAAUUUAAGGGAACGUUAUUAAGACUUCCUCUUAGAACGCUUAGGCUGGCUGGUCAAAGUGAAAUUUCGGAUGAAAGUUUCAAAAUUGGAGACAUUUUGCGACAAUUUAUAAAUGUUCAGGGUAAUAAGGAGAUGCUCUUUUUGAGAUAUAUAGAAUCAUGUAAUCUGUAUAAUAUAAAAGAACAACAAGAAGCUCCUCAAAUGCUAUGGCAAGCGCAAAUUAAUCAUAUGCUGGAUAAUGUUAAUACCAAUCAUAAUCGCAACAUUCGUAAAAAUGUAACGGAUAAUGCGCAAAUAUAUCAAUUUGGCAUUGAAAUUAAUAAAAUCCAUAACGAGAGAGUUUCCGAAAUAUGGCUAUUGUGCACAGGAGGACAUAGAAAUAUCAACUCGGAAGAACUUAGAACAUUUUCAAGAGACAAACGGCUCAAGCCAAUAGGAGGAGUUGCUUCAUUGCUUGCUCGAUCUAGCGAACAUUCUUUGGAUGAACUAAAAGAUGAAUCAUUUCCAAAUCCUCCUAAAAUUCAAGGCGAAAUGUUUUCAUGUUAUUCUCUAUCAAUAAGUACCAAAUUAGGAGUCCACUUAAAUGGAAACUUUUCUUUAUUUAGUGAAAGAAGCAAUAUCCUAAAUUCUGAAAGUAUUUUCCCGAGAGUCGAUGCAAAAUGGAAUCGAUAUAUCCUAUAUGAUGUUUUGCCUGAUUUGCAUGUUAAACUGCUUGAUAAUAUCGUAAAACUUGAAGAAAUUAGACAUAACAGAGAUAGUAUAAAUUUCAUUCCACAUACCUUAAAUAACCUUUGGCCAAUUAUUAAUAACUCAACUAUGGAAAUGUACAAAGAUUAUGGGUUAAAAGUUAUUAUAAAACUAGGCAUUAAUGGACAUAAAAUAUUCUGGACUAAAGCUAAUGAUGGACGAUUCGUUUCGUUACAAACAGCUAGACUUAUUGAGGGAAAUGGAAUAAUUAUUGCAGACAUAUUGGCUCAAUUAGGAAUUCAAGCAGUAAUAUGUGAUAUUGUCAAACUUAAACAACUUGAAAAUGCUAGAUUUCAAAAUACAAAUUUGAUGUAUACAUCUCUUAGCGGAAACUUGGUUUGCGAAGAAUUAAAAGAAUUUGUUAUUUAUGAUGAUAUUAUUGAUUACAAUUCAUCACUUAAAUUGCUUAAUUAUAUUCUUCAAGAUAAGAGUUCAUUUGGAAAUCUGACUGGAUUACCAUUAGUUCCAUUAAACAAUGGUUCUGUUGGAAAUUUUGGUGAAAUUUUUUACAUUGGUAGUCAAAAACAUCUAGAUUUGUUCCCAAAUUUUGGCCCAUCCAGGAUUAUCUCCGUUAAUUUGCCAAGAAAUCUGUUUGAUAUCUUUAUCGAUGAUGAGUUCUCUGAAAAAACAGGAAUCAAAAAGUUUGGCGCUGCUGCCAUUUUCGACCUUUUAAUUGACGAAUUACCUGAAUUAGCAUUUUCUGAGGAAUAUGAAUGGGAUCCUAAUGGAAAAUUGAUACCAAAUAAUCGUUGGCUUGAACAAAUUUGGUCAAUUCUUAUUGAUGAUGCAGAAAUGUCAGAUUUUACAAAACUUUCUGAUUUUCCUCUGUUACCAAUGACUGCACCUUCCAUUAUGCUUGUUCGACCUGAUAUAAAAAAUCCACUUUUAUAUGACAAUGAACAUAAUUUAUUUUCAACUUUAGUCAAGCUAAAAAUACGGUUUACAAAUAUGAGAUUUUCCGAAUCCGCUAAUGAAAACCUUAAGCAAUGUGUUGUGCAAUGUACUCCUAUAAAUAUAAUUAAUUCCUUGGAGCAAACGCGUUCUUCAACUAUGAAGGAAUUAUUUGAAUCUAGUGAUCUAUCACCUGAAGAUUAUGAAAUGCUUAGAACAUUUAUUAAAGCUAAACUUGAAGUUUUAACAGGAAAUCAAGAAGAUUUUAUGGAUAUUCUUCGCUCUUUACCAAUAUGGCCAAUACACUCUAAUGAAGGCGUGUUCAUUGAUGUCAAUUCCGGAACACUUUAUCCAUCUAAACUUUCAUAUUUUAAAUUUCACGAAAAUACUGAUUUCUAUAAAUGUGAUCAUGAAUCUGAUUUCAAUGCACUUACUAGGUUAGGUGCCAGUUCUGUAAAUGUAUUGGAAUAUGUUAAAGAUCCUUUAUUAAUAAUUUAUACGAGGUCUUCAAGUCCUUUUCAUGAUUACAUCCCUUUCUUGCAGAGUGUUUUACGUUUAGAAAUUCCGGAAAUUGAACAAUAUCUUAAAGAUAAACAAGUAGUACCUAAAAAUUCACUAAGUGGUUUUGUAAGUGCCAAUGAAUUAUAUGACAUGAACGUACGCUUAUUUCGUAUUAUUUUUGCAGAAAGCGACAAAAUUUUACCAUUGGAAUUACAAAAUGAUCCUGUUUGUUUAAGAGCUCUUGUAAGAAUUGGUCUUAAGAGUCGAGUGGAUUGUUAUACAUAUAUUGAAUGCGCACAAUAUAUUAAUUUGCAGAUCGAAGAUAAUGGAGAUUCAGUUAGAAAUCAAGCUAGAUAUUUGGUACAAUAUUUAUAUGAAAAUGUCGAUACUUUGAACUUCAACGAUGAACAAUGGAAAAGAAUCAAAUUUGUUCCAUCGGAAAAGGAUUUGGGUCAAUUCUAUAAGGAAUCGAAAGAAACUUCGGGGUUUGAAACUUUUGAAUCGAUUUGUAUCAAGAAACAUAAAGAUGUAUGUUGGACUCAAUGCCCGUUAUAUGCUGAAGAUAUUGAGCUUCCUUUAUCAAUUGGAAUUCCAUCUACAGAUGAUAUUAUUGAACAUUGGUUUACUGUUGUUGAAAAAAUAGGACUUUGGGGAGCUUCUGAUGGUACUCGGUUAAAAGAGGUAAUCAAUGCAAUUUAUAACAUAAUGAACGAACGUUCACAAGAUGCAAGUAAUAGGGAGAUCAUAUCAAAGAUUAAGGGACAGAAAUUAUUCUUGAAUGGAACAGAUCCUUUUAAUAUGAAUAAUUGGAAAGCAGGGUGUGAGCUUAUAUUUGGUUCACAAGACGAUACCCAAAGAGGAUUAUUUAAAGUUAAAGGGGUAUUAAAGUCUUACAAGGAUUUGUUGAAACUUGCUGACGUUAUUGAUCCAGAAGAUCCAACAAUAAAUGAUUACUUGGACAUGUCAGAUGAACAAAAUGAUCAAAAAGACAAAUUAUUAAGGGGUUUACUAGUUAAACUUAUAAGUGACGAGGAUCAUGAUGUCACUUUUAUCGUUGGUGGAGAAAGGAUUGGUGCUAAUAGACAUGUGCUUUCGGCUGCCUCAGCACAUUUUAGAAAUAUACCAUCAGAACACAAUGUUCCCAUAAAUGAUAUUCAACCAGAUACAUUCAAAGUAUUUCUUCGAUGGUUAUAUGGGCAAUCUUUUGAAGAUGCGAAAACGUCUGUUUUACGAACUCGAGAAGACUUUACAAUGGAUCUAGAAUAUGAAACAUACUAUUUAUACUUUUUUGUUCAUCUGUUAGAAAUAACUUAUAUUUAUGACGAUGUUAGGAUACUUAAAGGAAUAGUUGAAGAUACUAUUAAUUAG
This is a messenger RNA of Funneliformis caledonium, 5003 nucleotides long. The record is from the annotation of a GenBank genome assembly. Lineage: Eukaryota; Fungi; Glomeromycota; Glomeromycetes; Glomerales; Glomeraceae.